ACCUGGAUUUUGACACAUGUCAAAAUCAUCUGUUUUCCCUUCAAUUAACCAUCACAAAAAUCAAUCAAACUGAAGGUUUUCUCGUGUCCGCCAUGGAAGGUAACAAAGACGAAGCUGAAAAGUGUAUCAAACUAGCCGAAAGUUACAUGAAAGAACGCAAUCGCGAGAAGGCCGAGAAAUUCCUUCACAAAGCUGAACGUCUUUAUCCUUCACAAAAAGCCCAAGACUUACUCAUACAAAUAAAACUAAUGGCGGAAAGUAAAAUUGAAACCGAACAACCGAGAAAACGUAAUGUUGCCCCCAAAACGGAGGAGGUCAAAAAGGCCCCCGAGUACACCCAAGAGCAGCUCGAAGCCGUCAAGAAGAUCAACAAAUGCAAGGACUUUUACGAGAUUUUGGGAGUUAGCAAGGACUCGACCGAUUCGGAAAUCAAGAAAGCUUACAAGAAAUUGGCCUUGCAGUUUCACCCCGACAAGAAUAAGUGUCCAGGGGCCGCUGAAGCCUUCAAGAAAAUAGGCAAUGCUGUGGCCGUUUUAACCGACGUCGAGAAACGCAAACAAUACGACCAGUUUGGUCCUGAAGAUGAGCGUCUUUCGUCAAGAWCUCACUACACGAACACAUUCAGRGAGUUUGAUGCUGAUGCCACUGACGAGAUUUUCAACAUGUUUUUCGGUGGUGGUUUCAACGGGGCAAAUGUGUACGUGAGACGAGGAGGGCGGUGGCAAAGACAGACUGCUGGGUCGCAAGAAACUCACCAUAAUCACCAUCACAGAGAACAAAACAACUACUCAGCCUUUGUGCAGCUUUUGCCGAUCAUUUUGGCGAUUGUUUUGUCCAUGGCRUCCAGUUUCUUCGUUUCUGAUCCACCAUACAGUCUGCAAGCGCAUGCGAAAUACCCAAUCAUGAGACAAACAGCAAAUUUGAAAAUUCCAUAUUAUGUUAAAGAAAAUUUCGCAACGGAGUUUCAAGGGUCGGUUCGAAGGCUUGAAAUGUCGGUGGAGGAGGAGUAUGUCUCGAAUUUAAGACAUGCCUGUUAUAGGGAGAAAAAUUAUCGUGAUUCGAUGAUUUGGAAGGCUAGGAAUUUUGGUGAYAAGGAAUUAUUUCAAGCCGCUCAAAAUAUAAAAACACCAGCGUGUGAAAAACUGCAAACGCUGCGUUGAGUAAUGAAGCKGUUUUGUUGGAGUUUUGUUGUUUUAUAGUCAACUUGUAUUAUUUUUGUUAUCUUAUAUUUAUUGCAAUAAGGAUAGUCAUUUAUUCAGGAUUGGAAGCAAAAAUACACUAUCAUGAUA
Messenger RNA from Tribolium madens (black flour beetle), 1289 nucleotides. Its product is annotated as dnaJ homolog subfamily B member 14. Gene Ontology annotation, biological process: cellular response to misfolded protein. The transcript has 5 exons. Gene Ontology annotation, cellular component: endoplasmic reticulum membrane. Gene Ontology annotation, molecular function: Hsp70 protein binding. Lineage: Eukaryota; Metazoa; Arthropoda; Insecta; Coleoptera; Tenebrionidae. Bases 93 to 1160 code for a protein of 355 amino acids. The record is from RefSeq and is a predicted model, not a curated record.